AUGCGAUUCACGGUACUCUUCUUCAGAUGUAGCAAAGUUGAAUGUUCCAAUUCUUCUCUUAUUACAAACCUAAUAUCUGCUCUGAAUUCUGUUUUUGCAAUCAAAGAUUUAGGUGACCUCAGCUACUUCUUGGGGAUAGAAGUUAUUAAGCAAAAAGAUUCAGUUUUGUUGAGUCAACAAAAAUACAUCAUUGAUCUACUUAAACGGACCAAGAUGGAUGCUGCAAAACCAGUUGCUACUCCCUUGGCUAUGAACACUAAAAUCAGCAGAUUGGGUACGCAAAGAUUUGAGGAUCCAACGCUUUAUAGAAGUGUAUGUGGAGCAUUGCAGUAUCUACAUCUCACUCGGCUUGAUAUUGCUGUCGCAGUAAACAAAGUGUGCCAGUUCAUGCAAGACCCUUACAUCGAGCAUUGA
Molecule: messenger RNA, 414 nt
Organism: Papaver somniferum (opium poppy)
Lineage: Eukaryota; Viridiplantae; Streptophyta; Magnoliopsida; Ranunculales; Papaveraceae
Exons: 2
Coding region: 1-414 (137 amino acids)
Source: RefSeq, a predicted model, not a curated record